UUGUGAAAAGUAUAUCUUAGCAAUUUUUAAUCUUAACUGACUUUCAUUCUUGCAACGGACAUGACGCAAUAGUGAUAAAAUGUUCAAUGUUCUGGAUUACACGUAAUGGUAUAUAGCUACUGAAAUAUUAGGCUAAAGAAAACGUUGCUAUGAAUCGAAACUAGGGAAAACAUCAAAAAAUUCUAGUUUACAUUUAGUGGGAAAAAGUAUCUGAAAUAUCGUCAGAAAUAUCUGGAUAGGUUUCUUAAACGAAACUUGAAAGCGUGAAAGAAGUUUGAUCGUAUUUAGUGGAAUAUCGAUUAAGGAAUAUCAAAGUAAAAAAAAUCUUCAUACAUUUUUAGAAACGAAACUUGAAAGCAUAAAAAUAAUUUGGAUUGCAUUUAGAAGAAUAUUCAAUUAAUAAAUAUCUUGACACGAAUAUUUUGAAUAGAAAUAAAAUAGUGAUUGAGUAUUAUUAAACUACGUUUAGUUUGACAUAUAUUAAAGUCAAGUAUUCCAAAUUUGAAUUUGCUGCUAAUUAUAAAUCAAUGAAUAAAUUGGUGAUUUAUUAGUAAAAUAUUAAUAAAGUUUAAAAUAAAUUGUGCUCCGUCAAAUCUACAUUUUGUAAAUUUUUCCUUUGAACGAAAUGGUAAAAUAUUAAAACCAUCGUUAGGGUUCGAAUUAUAGUACUGUAAAUCAACUUAUCAUUUGGGAAAAACCAAUCUAUUUAUGCAUUUUAUUUUAAAUGCAAAUCUAAUUUUUAUAGAGGCCUAAUAAGGUUCAUUAAUCCAGUGAUUUGUUUUGAUAAAGAUAUUCUUCUUGAAGAAAUUCAUAUUUCAUAAUUAGUGAAUCAUUACUCAUUGAACGUAAGGGAUUUUCGUAAUUAGUUUCCGAAUAAUAUUUUCUCUAUUUGCAUCAAAAUCGUGUUCUAAUUUAUAUAGAACUGAAAUAAUUGAUAAGGCCUUGGAAUAUUAUUAUCAGAUAAAAUCAUUUUCGUUCAUGUGCAUUCAAAAACUUUGAUAAAAACUAAGUACAAUUUUGAUGUUUUUAAAAUUAAGAACUAAAACAUUGAAAAAGAUCUACCGAAAAUGUACACAAUAAUGCUUUGUAGAUUCAAAAUCCUUAACUGAUUUUAAUACAAGAGUCUACUUUUACGACAAAAUACGAAAAUUUAAAAGAUAUCGUGUGAAAAGAAUAAUAAUAGAAGAAAAAUGACGGAAUCGGCACCAUCAGAAGUGAAAAUGCCCACUGAAGAAAUUAAAGAACCUAUGACCAUUAAACCGCUUAGCGCCAUUGCUCAUCGUAUGUUCCACCCGCCAAAACUUGAAAGAAAACACAGCAGUGGAGAUUUGCACAGUAGACUGAAGACAAGAAAGAUUUUAGGUGUUGGGGAAACAGAUAACGGCGAUAUCCACAGAUCAAAAAUCAGCCAGCUCCUUGGUCAUAAUGAGCAUCUUUACGUCAAGUUUCCCAAGGGUUAUUCGACUUGGCACGUUUCUAUGGCUCUCAUAUUUGGCCUGUUUGGCUUUAUUAAUCUAUUUUAUCCAGAUUAUUCCUUUGAUAUUCCGAAAUGGAGUGGAGAGACAUCACAUCAAUUUGACAUAGCUUGCCGAUAUUAUGGCUGCACUUCCCUAGCUAUUUCGUUUCUUUUUGUGUCCUUUUGGGGAACAAUGGACAAGGGAGUGGUGAGAACACUUUUGCUUACAGUAGCCCUUUGCCACAGCCUACAGGUACUGGCAUUGUUCUCUACAGAGUGGGGUCACUUGCUGAAUUGGCGUACGCUUCUUCACUUGUUGAUACGCAUUGCCCUUGUCUUACCAAACGCUUACUUCUAUCGCAAUAUUGGAUUUUGCGGAUUACGGAUGCGGAAAUCGACAUCUUUCAACAAUCUCAGAGACUGUGGAAGCACUAACAACAGCCAAUACAAAUAAAUAUCUGAAAUUCAAUUACCUCCUACUUUCUCCUUCAUGUAGCUAUAUCGGUGCUAUUUUCUUUAAAAGGACAACGCCUAUUUAGUAUCGCGUAACUGUCAUCGCGCCUAUAGCAAUUCACAGAAAUGGUUGUUUUGUUUGGAAAUACAACCUGGCGUGAUUUCGGAGUACUGGUUUAUUGAAAUGACGAUAGCAUAAAUUUUUGUUUGGUGAUAGCCAGCUUGAUUUGAAAUUUUAUUUUUGAACCAAAUUGGUGUUAAAAUAUGUUUCUUUUUUAUGAUAGCUGCCUAAAUCUUGGCUAUUGAAGUACAAGACCGGAGGAAUAUAUUUUUUGUUUGAAGAUAGCUGUCAUGAUCCGAAAUUAUAUUUCUGAACCAAAACGAUGUUAAAAUAUGUUUCUUUUCGAUGAUAGCUGUCAAGAUCUUGGUUAUUGAACGACUAGACGAGAGCAAUAUUUUUCGUUUAGAGACAGCUGUCAUGAUCUGAAAUUAUAUUUCUGAACCAAAAAAGCUGUUAAAAACAUGUUUCUUUUUUAUAUAGCUACCACGAUCUUGGUUACUGAAGGACUAGACCAAAGCAAUAUAUUUUUUGUUUAGAGACAGCUGUCAUGAUCUGAAAUUAUAUUUCUGAACCAAAAAAGCUGUUAAAAGCAUGUUUCUUUUUUGUAUAGCUACCACGAUCUUGGUUACUGAAGGACUAGACCAAAGCAAUAUAUUUGUUGUUUAGAGACAGCUGUCAUGAUCUGAAAUUAUAUUUCUGAACCAAAAAAGCUGUUAAAAACAUGUUUCUUUUUUAUAUAGCUACCACGAUCUUGGUUACUGAAGGACUAGACCAGAGCAAUAUGUUUUUAGUUUAGAGACAGCUGUCAUGAUCUGAAAUUAUAUUUCUGAACCAAAAUGGUGUUAAAAUAUGGUCCUUUUUAUGAUAGUUGCCAAAAUUUUGGUUAUUGAAGAAGUUAAAAAAGUAAAAGUUUUCGUUUGGAGAUAGCUGUCAUGAUGUGAAAUUAUAUUUCUUAAACUGCUGGACCAAAAUAGUGUUUAAGAAAUGUAUCAUUUAAUAGUAGAUAGCUGCCGAUUUUGAAUUUAUAUUGCUGUGCCUAAGGCUCCUAUACUAUCAGAGCUGACCUAUCAAGCAAUAUUGGAGCAAACAAGUUCGCAAGUUAACGUUAUGUUAGUAUCAGUUAUGUUAUGAGCUUAUAUUAGCUCUUUGCUCCAAAAAUAAAUGAUAAGUCGGCCUGUCUAAUUUAGGGGCUCUAGCUGAACCAAAAUGGUGUUGGAAAUGUUUCUUUUUAGUGAUGGCUGCCAUGGUUUUAAAUUAUUGAGGGGCUAAAAUGGUACAAACCAAUGUUCUGUCUCGGAGAUAGCUGCCUUGAUUUAUGUAUUUAUGGAUAGAAAUUUCGUUUUUUUUUUUUUAAUAUUCUUUGACUGUUAUUUAUCUAAGCGUGGUUCUUUUAAAGGAAAUGUACCGAACUCGAUGGUUAUCAAUCUAAUCACUUGUAUAUUAUGAAAAACAAACAAGAUGGAAAACUCGGUGUUGUCAUAACAUAAUGUACUUGCGUAUAUGUGUCUUCACGUACUAUAUGGUUAUAUUUUAGAAUGAUUUCUAUUUAUGGAAUUUAUGCCUUAUCAUUACUGAAUCAUUCAAUUUCAGCAAUGAAAGGGGAAUCACAUUUGAUUUAUUUCGAUGUAAAAUAAAUUAAAUAAAUCUUGA
Parasteatoda tepidariorum (common house spider) is the source of this 3620-nucleotide messenger RNA. RefSeq names its product tumor protein p53-inducible protein 11. The record is from RefSeq and is a predicted model, not a curated record. Lineage: Eukaryota; Metazoa; Arthropoda; Arachnida; Araneae; Theridiidae.